This is a messenger RNA of Arachis ipaensis, 594 nucleotides long. Lineage: Eukaryota; Viridiplantae; Streptophyta; Magnoliopsida; Fabales; Fabaceae. The record is from RefSeq and is a predicted model, not a curated record.
AUGGUGCCAUCACCAGAUAAUACUAGUAGCCACGGUAGAGAUUGUGGAAAGCUUCUUGCCCCAUCAUCAAACUCAUGUAAGCUACUAAAAAAAUAUCCGCAAAAUAAGAGACGGUUACAGUGUAAGUUUUGCAACAAGAAAUUCUCCAAUAGCCAAGCUUUGGGAGGGCAUCAGAAUGCACACAAAUUGGAGAGAGCCGCGGUGAAGAGAGACAACAUUCUCGCCAUGGCGUCUGCUUAUAGCAACUACUUACCACCAUUUCAGUCUAAUAUGCAAAAUUAUUAUUCAAAUUUUUCUGCUUUUAGUCAUAGUAGUAGAACAUUAGGGAUGCAACAACCACAAGCAAUGAUUCAUAAUAGGUCUUCAACUGCACUUGGACCUGGAUACCUUCAUAAUAUAUUGUUGGGAAAUCAAAUCAUGGAUCUUCAAUGCAGCAGGCAAAAAGAAAUAUUGACAGUGAAUCUGUUACCACAACAGUCACCGUUGAGUUUAGGUGAAAACAUGAAUCCAAACCAAACAAAUAAACAACAACAACAACCAGGUGCAGGGAAUAACAAACCUCAAGGAGAGAUCGAUUUGACACUCAAGCUCUAA